CCCUCCGCCCGCCCGCCCCCGGCAAAGAUGGCGUGGCGAGCGCUGCGGCGGGUCGGGCCGGUCCUGGCGCUCCGUUGCCCGCGCUUCGCGCCGCCGCUGCCACUAUCGCCGCGGGUGCCCGCGGCCCGGAGGUUGGCCACCAGCUCGCUGGUGCUGUCCGCCCGCAAAUUCACAGACAAGCAUGAAUGGAUAUCCGUUGAAAAUGGCAUUGGAACAGUAGGAAUCAGCAAUUUUGCACAGGAAGCAUUAGGAGAUGUUGUUUACUGUAGUCUUCCAGAAAUUGGGACAAAAUUGCGUAAAGAUGAUGAGUUUGGAGCUUUGGAAAGUGUGAAAGCUGCUAGUGAACUCUACUCUCCUCUCUCGGGAGAAGUGACUGAAAUUAAUGCUGCCCUUGCAGAUAAUCCAGGGCUUGUCAAUAAAUCUUGUUACCAAGAUGGUUGGCUUAUCAAGAUGACUGUGGAAAACCCUGCUGAACUUGAUGAACUGAUGAAUGAAGAUGCCUAUGAGAAAUACAUAAAAUCCAUUGAGGACUGAGCUGGAAUAAUGAAAUAAAUCCAUAUAAAAUA
Messenger RNA from Harpia harpyja (harpy eagle), 566 nucleotides. It is a transcript of the gene GCSH, whose product is annotated as glycine cleavage system protein H. Gene Ontology annotation, cellular component: cytoplasm; mitochondrion; glycine cleavage complex. The transcript has 5 exons. Gene Ontology annotation, biological process: glycine decarboxylation via glycine cleavage system; protein lipoylation. The coding region runs from base 28 to 534 and encodes 168 amino acids. The record is from RefSeq and is a predicted model, not a curated record. NCBI's taxonomy places the organism in Eukaryota, Metazoa, Chordata, Aves, Accipitriformes, Accipitridae.